GCGGCUAAGGAGUGGGUGCAAGCCCGUCAACGCAGAGAUUCCCCUGUGUGCAGCUGGGGGGACAAGGUUCAGUCCUCUUCAGAAAAAUGGGUAGCUUCGUUGUGGAAAUGAUUGAUUCUGCGCACCCUCUAUCCUUCCGCUAGCUAUCCCAGUCUUGUCACGCCUAGAGGCCCCUUCCCAUUACCUUUCCCCAGCUCCUGUUUCUUACCCACCGCCCCCAAACAGCGUUCUCCCAGAACCCAGAAGCAAAGCGGGAACCUGGGACCUAGGGAGUCAGUUCCAUUGGCCCUGAAAGCAAAAAGGAGGGGUCAGAAAAGAACCUACAAGGGUCUAAAUGGAAAAGUGGAAAGCUUUCUUUCCCUACUGCGUAAUAGGUUAAUUGAGUUUGGGUGGGCAGACAAGGUGGGUGGAGGAAUACAGGGAGUGGAUAGCACAAAAACACGCCAAGUGUAUACCCGGAACACAUUGGACUCCUCUCCCUCCCCCUCCUCGUGAAGUGUGGUACAAUCCGCAGAGAGUGGGGCGGUUCUCGAGGCGGCUGGAGCAGAGAGCCGGCAGUCUCGCUGCUGGGGCUGGAGCCACCCCUCGCCCCCUCCCUUUCCUUUUGGGUGCUGCAGCCUCAGCGUUAGCGUGGAGGCGCUGGGGCUCGCGCGCCGCCGUAAAGCCCAAGCGAAGCAGCGCCGCGGCGGCUGCAGUGCCGGCUGCUCCUUGCUAACAGAGGUGCCUCCGCCUUCCCCUAGCCGCAGAAGAAGCUGCUGCACGAACAACCGCCGCCGCCAAGGCGGCGUGGGCUCGCCUUGGGGCCCUCCGAUCUCGGGGAGGCGGGCGAUGGUCUGUUUGCUUGCGAAAGAGGCAGUGCGGCUCCCCAAGAUCCUGGUCUAGGAGGCGGGGAAUCCUUUAGAGAGGAGACGGCGCCCUCCAGUCUGUGACAGGUGCAGUGUCCCAGCAGAGGAGGAGGAAGAGAAGAAGGAGGGUUCCCGGGAAGUGGGACCCACCUGCAGCAGCAAGGGUAACAGUGAUGCCAACCAUGCGGAGAACCGUGUCCGAGAUCCGCUCCCGAGCCGAGGGAUAUGAGAAGACAGACGAUGUUUCAGAAAAAACCUCUUUGGCUGAUCAGGAAGAAAUAAGGACUAUAUUUCUCAAUCAACCUCAGCUGACUAAGUUCUGCAAUAACCAUGUCAGCACAGCUAAAUACAACAUCAUCACAUUCCUGCCAAGAUUUCUGUACUCUCAGUUUAGAAGAGCUGCAAAUUCAUUUUUUCUUUUUAUUGCAUUGCUUCAGCAAAUACCUGAUGUGUCACCAACAGGUCGCUAUACAACUCUGGUUCCUCUCUUAUUUAUUUUAGCAGUGGCAGCUAUCAAGGAGAUCAUUGAAGAUAUUAAACGGCACAAGGCUGAUAAUGCGGUGAAUAAGAAGCAGACACAAGUUUUGAGAAAUGGUGCUUGGGAAAUUGUUCACUGGGAAAAGGUGGCAGUGGGGGAAAUAGUGAGAGUGACCAAUGGGGAACACCUCCCAGCAGAUCUCAUCAGUCUUUCUUCAAGUGAGCCUCAGGCCAUGUGUUACAUCGAAACAUCCAACCUAGAUGGCGAAACUAACCUGAAAAUCCGACAGGGUUUACCAGCAACAUCAGAGAUUAAGGAUAUUGACAGUUUAAUGAGAAUUUCUGGCAGAAUUGAAUGUGAGAGUCCAAACCGGCAUCUUUAUGAUUUUGUUGGAAAUAUUAGGCUUGAUGGACAUGGGACUGUUCCCCUGGGAGCUGAUCAAAUUCUUCUACGAGGAGCUCAAUUAAGAAAUACACAAUGGGUUCAUGGAAUAGUGGUCUAUACUGGACAUGAUACCAAGCUUAUGCAGAAUUCAACAAGCCCACCAUUGAAACUCUCCAAUGUAGAAAGGAUUACAAACAUACAAAUUCUGAUUCUAUUUUGUAUCUUGAUUGCCAUGUCUCUCAUCUGUUCCAUCGGAUCAGCUAUUUGGAAUCGAAGGCAUUCUGGAAGGGAUUGGUAUCUCAAUCUCAGUUAUGGUGGAGCUAAUAAUUUUGGAUUGAAUUUCUUGACUUUUAUCAUCCUGUUCAACAACCUUAUUCCAAUCAGCUUGUUGGUUACUUUAGAAGUUGUUAAAUUUACCCAGGCCUACUUCAUAAAUUGGGAUCUAGAUAUGCACUAUGAACCUACAGACACUUCUGCGAUGGCUCGGACGUCCAAUCUUAAUGAAGAACUUGGCCAGGUAAAAUACAUAUUUUCUGACAAGACUGGCACCCUGACUUGCAAUGUAAUGCAGUUUAAGAAAUGUACCAUAGCUGGAAUUGCUUAUGGCCAUUUCCCUGAGCCUGAGGAUUAUGGGUACUCUACUGAAGAUUGGCAGGGCUCACAGCCUGGAGAAGAAAAAAUAUUUAAUGAUUCAUCAUUGCUGGAAAAUCUCCAAAGCAAUCAUCCAACAGCACCGAUUAUAUGCGAAUUUCUUACAAUGAUGGCUGUCUGUCAUACAGCAGUACCAGAACGAGAAGGUGAUAAGAUUAUUUACCAAGCUGCAUCUCCAGAUGAAGGAGCCUUGGUCAGAGCUGCUAGACAGUUGAAUUUUGUUUUUACCGGAAGAACACCUGAUUCGGUUAUUAUAGAUUCCCUUGGACAAGAAGAAAGAUAUGAAUUACUCAAUGUCCUAGAGUUUACCAGCACCAGAAAAAGAAUGUCAGUGAUUGUCCGCACUCCAUCCGGGAAGUUACGGCUCUACUGCAAAGGAGCAGACACUGUAAUUUAUGACCGUCUGGCUGAAAGUUCAAAAUAUAAGGAAAUUACUUUAAAACACUUAGAGCAGUUUGCUACGGAAGGGUUAAGGACUUUGUGUUUUGCUGUGGCUGAGAUUUCAGAAAGUGAUUUCCAAGAGUGGCGUACGGUCUAUGAACGAGCUUCAAGUGCGAUACAGAAUAGGUUGCUCAAACUGGAGGAGAGCUAUGAGCUAAUUGAAAAGAACCUUCAACUCCUUGGAGCCACAGCCAUUGAGGACAAAUUGCAAGAUCAAGUGCCUGAGACCAUUGAAACUCUAAUGAAAGCGGACAUUAAAAUCUGGAUCCUCACCGGAGAUAAGCAAGAAACUGCCAUUAACAUUGGGCACUCUUGCAAACUCUUGAAGAAGAACAUGGGCAUGAUCGUCAUAAAUGAAGGCUCUCUUGAUGCAACAAGAGAAACUCUGAGCCAUCACUGUACUACCCUUGGUGAUGCUCUGAGGAAGGAGAAUGAUUUUGCUCUAAUAAUUGAUGGCAAAACUCUGAAGUAUGCCUUAACAUUUGGAGUGAGACAGUAUUUCCUGGAUUUAGCUUUGUCAUGCAAAGCUGUUAUUUGUUGCAGGGUAUCGCCUCUUCAAAAAUCUGACGUUGUAGAGAUGGUUAAAAAGCAAGUUAAAGUCAUCACACUGGCCAUUGGGGAUGGAGCAAAUGAUGUUAGCAUGAUACAGACGGCACAUGUGGGCGUUGGCAUAAGUGGCAACGAAGGACUGCAAGCAGCUAAUUCUUCAGAUUACUCUAUAGCACAGUUCAAGUAUCUGAAGAACUUACUGAUGGUUCAUGGAGCCUGGAACUACAACCGAGUGUCUAAAUGUAUCCUCUAUUGCUUCUACAAAAAUAUUGUACUCUACAUUAUUGAGAUCUGGUUUGCUUUUGUAAAUGGCUUUUCUGGACAAAUUCUCUUUGAACGUUGGUGCAUAGGCCUUUACAAUGUGAUGUUUACAGCAAUGCCUCCCCUCACCCUUGGAAUAUUUGAGAGAUCUUGCCGAAAGGAGAAUAUGUUGAAGUAUCCAGAAUUAUACAAAACUUCUCAGAAUGCACUGGAUUUCAACACAAAGGUUUUCUGGGUUCAUUGUUUAAAUGGCCUCUUCCACUCAGUUAUUCUGUUUUGGUUUCCACUAAAAGCCCUCCAGUAUGGUACUGUAUUUGGAAAUGGAAAAACUUCUGAUUAUCUUCUGUUGGGAAACAUUGUUUAUACUUUUGUAGUGAUCACUGUGUGUUUGAAAGCUGGAUUGGAGACGUCGUACUGGACUAUGUUCAGCCAUAUAGCCAUCUGGGGCAGCAUUGCACUCUGGGUGGUGUUUUUUGGAAUCUACUCAUCUUUAUGGCCUGCUGUUCCUAUGGCACCUGAUAUGUCAGGAGAGGCAGCCAUGCUCUUUAGUUCUGGAGUCUUCUGGAUGGGGCUGUUAUUUAUUCCUGUGACAUCUUUGCUUCUUGAUGUUGUAUACAAAGUAAUCAAGAGAGCCACUUUUAAAACACUGGUAGAUGAAGUUCAAGAGCUGGAGGCAAAAUCCCAAGAUCCAGGGGCAGUUGUGCAUGGAAAAAGCCUAACAGAAAGAGCUCAACUUUUGAAGAAUGUUUUUAAGAAAAAUCACGUGAACUUGUACCGUUCUGAAUCUUUGCAACAAAACCUGCUCCAUGGAUACGCUUUCUCUCAAGAUGAAAAUGGCAUCGUUUCCCAGUCAGAAGUGAUCAGAGCUUAUGACACUACAAAACAAAGACCAGACGAGUGGUGAAGAGGACUUUGCUGGAAAGGGGGGCUCGAAUACUUACUUCUGUAAGACAACCUUCUAGGUCUUUACUGGAAUCCGCUAAAUCAUUCCAGUCCAGGGAGUUGCAAAAAAAGAUCUGUGCUGAUGUCAUUGCGUGAAGUUCAGAUUCCUCUAUUCUGUAGACAUGAGCACUGUGCAACUAUACUGUAACAAGAUCUCUUUCAAAGUUUUCUAAACGAGUAUUUGCUUCAUCUUUGUCAACAGAAGUGGAAAAUGACCUUGUUUCCUGCCAGGACUGCUGACUUAAAAUGAGGUUCUUUCAGUGUUGUCCUUAGACCACACCUUGGGAUAGAGGGAAUGCUGAGAUUCCUGAAUAGACCGUAGGAUGACCAACCUUUACUCUUGAUGAAAUAUGUGAAAUGGCAUUCUAUCAAAGAGGGACUGGCCUGUUAGUAACAAGACUCAGAUUCAAAAUGAGCUGACAACCAGCAUUUUUAAGGGGCGGACUCACCUUCCCGAGUAAAAUUUCUAAGCAAGGCAUCCAUGGUUUUGUUUGUGUCAAAACUGUCCUACUAAAUGUUUGCCAAAGAAGUUCAAUAAAUGUAUUUCUCCUUCAGUAGCCAUUUGCACAGAAACGUCAAAGGAAGUUUCCUUCUUGUCCUUUUGUCAGAACUGCAUGCUUGACUUUUUAAUCUGUAAGAGGAUCAGUUUGCAAAAAUGAGUCCAAUUCAGGUUUCGUCUAUGGCGUUUGCUACUAAAAUCUGUAACAUUUUGCACCUUCAGCCUUACGAAUGCUUCUUUCUUCCUUGUCUUGUCCAUCCGUCAGUGUCAGAGAGGUGCAUUUCAAUAUGGUGACUCUCUUGGUUGUGGUGGUGAUUUUCUAACAUUGUGUUUCUAUCUAUUAGCCAGCUCUAGUGUAUUUCCAUCUUUUUCUAUGAUGUUUCUGCUCUUAAAUUUUGUGGCCUGACAUGGUAUUGUAAAGUCCUAAGAGGAGCACUUUUUUUUCCACUUGAGAAAAAUACAUUUGCAUAUUUAUAUGACUUCCAAAGUUUUCUGUUCAAAUAUUUGGAAUACCACACCAGAUAAAUGCAUUUGCUUUUGUAAUCUCCUUUGGUUUUACCUUCUGAUUCCCCCCAGAGGUUACUGCUGUCUUCUACAGCCAAGCCAUGUGUAAUCUAUAUUUAAGAAUGAGUAAUUAGUUUUCAGUUCAGUUGUCAGAGGUAGCUACCACAUUUCUUUUAAUGCAAAUGAAUCACAUACUAAUGGAAAAAACUAAUUCCCAUAGUAUGGAAAUGAGGAGCAUUUCUCAUUAUAAAUAGGUUAUAUUGGUGUUUGUUAAACGAGUGUUUAGUUCAGUUGGCACUUCCCAACUAUAUUCAAAAUGCCUAUUUUGCUACCAAAAGCAAGUGUUAAAAUAUACAUGACAAAGUAUCAGCAAAUUUGCAUUCCCAUUUUUAAAAUUGCUUUUAUUUUAGAUAAAAAGAAUUCCAACUUUCAGAUAUAUAUAAAUAUAUAUAGAGAGAGAGAAUGGAUUGAAACACAUGUUGCCUUUUAGUGAGUAGUAGAUUUGCCUUGCUGUAGACAAUAGAUGCCUCAUUGAUGGAACUUUCUUCUUUUUUUUUCUUAAGUGAAGCCUUUUGGUUUUUUUAAGAAAGAAGUCUACUAAAUCAACUCUUUGAGUUUCACAAUUUCACAAAUUAUCGUUCUAAAUCUAGAUUUUAAAUAGUUAGGUCAGAUCUACAUAUUUGGAUUGCAUCUAUGGUCCUUUCCGGUUUGGCACUUAUUUCACAAAAGAAUCCUAUUACUCUCUGGAUUCAUAGCUAUUUUCUCCUUCCUCCUUGGCCAGGUAAAUUCCCCUUCCUUUCCUUUCUACAAAUUUGUACCUACCGAAAGAUGUCACACAUUCAAUUUGGUGUUAGUCCCAGGACUAUUGACUUCCAACUUCUAUUCACUAUCCACUUCCAUUCAGUGAUAUAGAUUUUAAGGAAUCAGAAUCAAGGAAGAUCACUGAAAGGUUGAGUUUUAGACUAUACAGCUAUAGUCUGAAUUAUGACAUCUUUGAAAUUUUUAAUGUGUAAUGUUUAACUAUUCACUGAUUCUUUUUAAAAAUAUGUCUUUUAGUCAUCCCUUUCCUAGGUCCAUAUGCUUUUAUGUUCUACCCAUGUGAAGAUAGUUGAGAUAGAAUCACAAAUAUUUAAAAAAGAAGUAAAUGGAACCCAUUUCCAAAAGAAAAAAAAUCUAGGGCUUUUGAAAGAAGAAUUCAUCUUCUACUUCUAUAUCCUAGCCCUCCUCAAUCUCAUUCUUCGCAAGACUUAAACAUUGAAAAGUUAUCAAUGAGAUAAAAUUGAAUUCUUUGAACUAAAAUUCAGUAAUACUUAAAUUAUUGAUCCAUGGGUUUACUUUGCUGAAAUUCUUUAACAUUAAUGGGAUAUACCUAUUUGAAAGAUACUCUUUAAAUUUACAAAAUUAAAUAUAAGUUUAUCAUGGCUCAAUUUCUACUGGCAAUUGAUUUACAAUCUGGCAUGAAAGAUGGUGUGCUGGAUAUGAAGUGAAAAAGACAAUUCCAAUUCUGCUCCUGACAUUUGUCAGGGUGGCUAAGGUAAUUUACCUCUCUGAGUUUCAUUUGCCUCAUUUAUAAUCCCUGUAGUAUCCAUUUCAUAGAAGUUGAUAGGAUCUUAGGAAAUGAGGAUAAAAAGCAUUUUAUAAAUUUGUGCUACAUAAAUUUCUGUUAAUAGUAACAUUCAUAUAUUUCUGUCCCUUGAAAGGACAUUUUAACAAAAAAAAACAACUUUUUUUUGUUUUCAUGAAAUCAAACCUUAAUAAAACUUAAAAUUUGAUAUUUAAUGGCAUGUUUUUUACAGUGUUGAUGCAAAUGACAACAAUUCUAAAAUUCCUUGUUACUUUUUUUCAUAAGAGAAAAGUUUUUCCCAGAAUUAGUGAAGCUGAAGUGUACUACUUCAACCUUCUUCUCUCUGUUACCUAUUCCAAGGAAGAAGGUUGUCAUGGAAAUCAGCUUCCAUGAUAGUUUUUACUAUUGGGCACCAAGAAAACUUGUUGCUUCACAAGCACUACUACCCAUAAAAUUAGAGUUCAUGUAGAAAUCUCAACUUAUCUAGCUCUUUCAGGGUUUUUAAUGUAUAUUUGCACCAAGUAGUUGCUGUUUUCUAAAAAUGUUAACAUCCUAAUAGUAUUUCUCAGGAAGUUAGUUAAAAAAAGAAAGAAAGAAAAAAGAAUAUAGAAAUGAUCCAGAUACUCUAAUAGAAGGGAAAGACUUUUAUUUUGGCACUGUAUGUCAAUUGCUAAUCAGAUCAGAUGUGCAACCCAAUUUAAUGUGUUCCCUGCUCAAUAGUAUUAGUUUGAUGUAUUUUGUGUUUGUGAUUAAGCGAGGCCACUGACUUCUAUGAAUAUUAAGGGAGAAAAAUGAGUGGUCAAUUAUUGAACAUUAAAUCUGAUUAUGAAACAUUAAAUUGGAAUUUCAGAACUUGGUAUUUUUCAAAUUCAGUAUGGAGUUCACUAAGUAAUUUGUGAAACCAGUCUGCAUCAUCUGCAGUGCUUAAUAAUAAUAACUUUUUUGUUUUAAAUCCCUUUUCAUAAACAAUGUUAGUUUUAAAUCAAGAGAUUUCAUACAAAUAAUUGUGAAAUGCCUCUAACCAUGUCAUAAUUAUUGCGUGGCUAAGUAAUUUUCAGUGAUUUUUGUAUGUAUGUGAGUGUCUUUUGGCAUUUCCUCAUUUAAGAGGUCUUUCUGCAAAUAAAUCUGUAGGCUUAGGAAUAAUCAGUUUCUAAAAAAUCCUCUUCCCCACAUAACUGCUCCCACUCCCCCUUGGGAAAAAAAUAUAUACACACACCAAAGGGACCAAGUUUGUGGGGUUCUCUCUAUAAAGCACCCAAUAACCACCCAUGAUUAGAUGUCUAAAAAUGAGAUGAUAAUGAUGAUAAUGAAAAUUUCUACUAUGCCUAUGAAAGGUGACCCUAUUGUGGAUUUUUCUUAUUUAAAUAACUGUCAUUUAAGAAACUUCGUUGUUGCAUUUUAAUUAACCUUGAGUAGCUAUAAAAUUGUAAUGUGUGUUUAAUUUUAAAGAAAAGGAAAUGAAUUUUUCCCUUUUAAAAUCUUGAUUUAUUUUCUAUGUAAAAGCAGCUGUGCUUUUGAUGAGUUUAUGGUUUGUCUGCAUGAAUUAAUAUUUUAAAGUGGCCCAAGCAAAUGCAUGACUUUUGCUAUAAAUCUUGAUAUUUUUCUGCCUUCCAAAGUCAUAUCAGAGAGUAUCCAAGAGUCAAUGUUCAGCAGGCAAAUAAAUUAGUCCUUAGUUCAACCUUUUCAGAUGAGAAUAUUCUUUUUCAAAUAAGUUUCAGCAGAUUGAGUCAAAUCAUUUAUUUGGAUUGAUUGACAGAAUUUUGCAUUUUAGAGUUUCUUGGCAAAUCCACCUCUUCACCAGGAAAUAUGGUAGCAUUCUGAAGAUUGGAUUUCCAUAUCUGCUUAUUCCUAAUUCUGACUUUCUCUGAGUAAAUCUCGUGUUGUAAAAAUGUGACCAGAAUACAUAAAAAGAUCAUGUUUAUGUUUUGUUGUUCUAGACUAGAAGCCAUAAAAACAGUGAGCAGGGCGGGGUUUUCCCCUCCUUUGAACUUCAUUUUUGACUUAAGUAUUUCAAUGUAUAUUAAGAAAACAUGCUGCCCUGAAAGCAGCAACUGGGCAAAACUACAGUUUGCAUUAAAGGGAAGGUAGGACUUUUCUGAUUGCACUGGACCGUUACUGCGGAAGCUGGGAUCGAACCCUCAAAGUUGCAUGAGUAGAGAGAGAGUUGUUUGAUUCCGUAUUUAUGGUAGUUUUCUCAGGUUUGUUUUAACUUGACAUUAAAUGCACUGUGUUUUAUAGAUAGUUAUUAAAAUUUAAUAAUGUUCAAUUCUGUGCAGUGUUACAUGUCACUGGCAUUUUGUGAAUGUGCAUGUUUUGACCUGCAAAUUUUAAAUGCAUUGUCUUUUCAUUGUUAUUAAAAAUGAAAUAAAAUAUGGCAUUACAUAAAGAAAA
Monodelphis domestica (gray short-tailed opossum) is the source of this 9509-nucleotide messenger RNA. RefSeq names its product ATPase phospholipid transporting 8A1 (gene ATP8A1). Lineage: Eukaryota; Metazoa; Chordata; Mammalia; Didelphimorphia; Didelphidae. Gene Ontology annotation, biological process: phospholipid translocation. Gene Ontology annotation, molecular function: ATP hydrolysis activity; magnesium ion binding; ATPase-coupled intramembrane lipid carrier activity. The record is from RefSeq and is a predicted model, not a curated record. Gene Ontology annotation, cellular component: trans-Golgi network; plasma membrane.